Molecule: messenger RNA, 990 nt
Organism: Botrytis porri
Lineage: Eukaryota; Fungi; Ascomycota; Leotiomycetes; Helotiales; Sclerotiniaceae
Exons: 1
Coding region: 1-990 (329 amino acids)
Source: RefSeq, a predicted model, not a curated record
AUGCAUUCAUCACAUACCAAACAAGAAGACACUAUCCUCCCACCGCUCCAUCCCAAGACCAAACGAUCCAUCAAAACAUUCCUCUCUCCAUAUCAUCCUCGACAGCUCUCCAAACUCCUCUCCCUCACCCCUCUCCGCUCAUCACCACUCAAAGCCCCCCUCAACCCUCUCCCAGAAUUCCACUUCUUCCCGCUCCUCCCCUCCGAAAUCCGCACCAUAAUAUGGACCAUCUAUUCCACCUUUCCCCGCAUCCACAUUGCCGCACUCAGCUCCCACCCCACAGCUUCAGACCCCUGGCCUCUCACCCUGUCCCGCUCCCCCCAUUCGCAUCCCUCUCUCCUCAUAUCCCACGAAUCCCGCUCGAUCUACCAACAAACCUGCUGGCUCGAAACGCUCCAGCGAAUGCACAUUCAUUCUCAGCCCUCGAUUCGCCAUCUACCCUCCACAUCAUUCACCUCGAACUCUUUUCUCGCCUCCCCCGGAACCGAUUCAGUGAAUUGGGACACCGAUAUUUUCUGGUUCAAAGGCAUUCCAACCGUGAAGCAACUAUCGAUUGGGUAUCCGGAGAACCACAUGCAGAGAUAUGAAGAUGUGCGGAAGGUAGCGCUGGAUUAUGCGGUUUUGGAUUAUGAGGAGGAUAGUUAUUAUUGGAGGAAGAGGUUUAAGGUGGGGUGGUAUGGAUUAGUUUGCGUGUUGUAUUUGUUUGAGUUUUUGGAAGAGGUUUAUUUUGUGCUUGAUGUGGAGGGGGGAAAGGGUGUGGGGGAUGGUGAGAGGGAGGUUUCGUUUGAGAUGGUGGAUGCGGAGGAGAGGGUGAGGAGGAGGUUGGAGGAUGUGAAGAGCGAGGUAGAUAGGGAUGAUGCGUUGAGGUUUCCUCAGUUGGAUGAUAGAGGGAUGUAUCCGGGUUUGGAACAUCUGUUUUCUAGGAGGGAAAGGGGGUAUGGGUGGCAGAUUCCGAAGGUAAGAUUUGUAUAUGCUAGGAAUAUCGGAUGA